CUUCGCUUUCAUAUUCCGAAUUUGCAAUACAACUCACAUAUUCUCUCUUUUUCUCUCUCUGUAAAAGCUUCGUCGCCGCCGCCUCUGGUUGCUUCGAUUCACCGGUAAGUUUUCCGAUCUCAGCAAUAACAUACCGGAGAAGACCGUAAAUUUACACUCUAAUCGUCAAUUUCUAGGGUUUCUGUUUUUUCGCCGUCUCUAUCUGUCGUUUCUAGAGAGUUUUUUUUAAAGAAAUUAGGAAAAAAGGAAAAAAAGGAAAAAAAUUCAAUUUGAUUUUUAGAUAUUUGAUUAGUUUUUACCAGAUCUGUAAUCUGUUAUUGUUUUUUCAACUAAGUCGUUUUUUUUCGAGCUAGGAUUUGUUGACUUUGUUUGUGAAAUUAGGGUUAGGGUUUAUAGGUGGAUUAAGGUUUUCUUUGAUACAUAGACGUUCUUAUGGCUGCUGGAAGACAUGGUGGUUACAGGGAUAAUGAAUUUAGGGGCCGUGAGGCUGAGUUCGAGGUUUCAAGGAGGGAGCUUGGUUAUCCUAAGGGGGAUUAUGAUCGAAUUAGGAGCGUUGAUCGGGAUUUUGAUAGGGAUCAAGUUCACGACAGGAGUAGUCGAGAUAGGGGUAGGUUGAGACAGAAGGAUGUAAAAGAAAGGGAGGUCAUAAAUGGCAGUUAUAGGUCCAUGUCAAGCAGGAGUGAUUCUGGUAGCAGUGAUGGUGGAGCGGGGAGAAGUGGGUUUAGUGUCAGGGCUGUUGACCGAGAGCCUGGGGAACUGUCUAGUGAGAGUGGGUCUGAUGGGGCUAUUGAUUCGGACCGGAAGACCAAGAAUGCGGCCAAUGGGAACCAGUCACCUGUACAGAGCAAGAAACGAAAAUUCUCUCCAAUUAUCUGGGAUAGGGAUGAAAAGGAAGCGAAUAGAAUGUCGAAGAGUAGAAAUUCACCAGCAGCUGCUAAGCUACCUCCUCCGCUUCCAUUGCCAAAGUCAUCUGUCCAGUCGCCUAACCUUCCCUUAGAAAGGGUUGAGCAGGUCUCGCCGUUGAAUAAUAAUAAUAAUAUUAUUCAGAGCAUGGGGCCGUCCCAACAUAAUCCAAAUACAGCACUUGGUUCACAUGUUGAUGCAUCUGAAUCCCCAGUUGACAUAGGUUCACCACCUCCUGACAAAGAGCGAUUGCCCGAGCAGGAUGCCAGGAUAGUAGAAGAAGAUGAAUACGUGCCGACUAUAAGAGCAUCUCGAUGGGCAACUGACGCUGACUCUCCAGCUGAUGAAGGUUUGAUUUCAGAUGAUGAUAUGCCUCGAUUGAAGAAGCGACGAGCAGUUUCACAGUCAGCUGAAAUGGGUGGACACAGGAAAUCACUAACUCCAGAAUUUGGGGAGCUCAAGAGAGACAACUUUGGAGGAAAUAGAGCAAGGUCCUCAGAUUCAGAUGAACAUAUUAGGUCUUCCAGCAGAGAUAGUUACCAGGACAAUGAUUUAGAUAAGAAUGACUCAAUGGAUGUGGAUAAGGACCGUUAUUAUGAUGGUACUAGUGUUAGCCAGUCAGAUACAGAAUCUGAAGAUGAACAUGAUUCUCGUGGUAUACCAGAGCCUGCACUUCCUCCACAAAGGAGCGUAAACAUGCUGCAGGGGUGUAGAAGUGUCGAUGAAUUCGAGCGGCUUAACAGGAUAGAUGAAGGUACCUAUGGUGUUGUUUACAGAGCUAGAGAUAAGAAGACAGGAGAAAUUGUUGCACUAAAGAAGGUUAAGAUGGAGAAGGAACGAGAAGGAUUUCCCUUGACAUCUCUAAGGGAAAUAAACAUUCUUCUUUCUAUUCAUCACCCCUCAAUUGUAGAUGUUAAAGAAGUAGUUGUAGGAAGCAGUCUUGACAGCAUUUUUAUGGUGAUGGAGUACAUGGAACAUGAUCUGAAGGCAUUAAUGGAGACAAUGAAACAACCGUUUAGCCAAAGUGAAGUCAAAUGUCUUAUGCUCCAGCUUUUGCAGGGUAUCAAGUAUCUUCAUGAUAAUUGGGUCCUUCACCGAGAUCUGAAGACUUCAAAUUUGCUUCUAAACAACCGAGGUGAGUUGAAGAUUUGUGACUUUGGUUUAGCUCGUCAAUAUGGGAGCCCCCUGAAACCAUACACUCAUUUGGUGGUUACUUUGUGGUACAGGGCGCCAGAACUUCUCUUGGGAGCCAAACAAUAUUCUACUGCAAUCGACAUGUGGUCACUGGGUUGUAUCAUGGCUGAGAUGCUAUCCAAAGAAGCGCUUUUCAAUGGAAAAACAGAAGUUGAUCAAAUCGAUAAGAUUUUCAAAAUUCUCGGAACCCCAAAUGAGACAAUAUGGCCAGGGUUUUCUAAACUUCCUGGGGUGAAGGUCAACUUUGUAAAGUACCAGUUUAAUUCUUUAAGAAAAAAAUUUCCCGCUACAUCCUUCACGGGGUUACCAGUCCUAUCUGAUGCCGGCUUUGACCUGUUGAAUAAGCUUCUAACUUAUGAUCCUGAGAAGAGAAUAACUGCCGAUGCUGCUUUAAACCAUGAGUGGUUUCGUGAAGUUCCUCUCCCCAAGUCUAAAGAAUUCAUGCCUACUUUCCCUGCACAGCAUGCACAAGAUAGGCGUGUGCGAAGAGUAAUGAAGAGUCCAGAUCCUCUUGAGGAGCAGCGAAGAAAGGAGCUGAAGCAAGGGAUGUUAGGAACUGGUGGAUUGUUUGGCUAAGAUAAGUGAAUAGUGCUCGGUAACUGUUUGAGUUUUGCUUUCUCUAAUACUCAUGGGGUUGACGUGGUUGAGGUGAGAGCUAUGAUUGAAAGGAAGUUGCUAAAAUUGUUUGCAAGACGAUCAGUUCAGCUGUUUUUUAGCAGGCUUAUCUGACAAUUAGAUCGAGAAACAAUUCUUUUGGCUGUGCAUUAUCAGAUCUGUUGCAGGUUGACUUACUGGGUGCUGGUGCCUUAUCAAACUCUUUGAGACUGCACGCAUGGCAGGGGUGGCAUAGUGAGCUUACCUAUUAAGGAACAGUUUCAAUUGAAACUCGUGUAUGUAAAAUAUUUCCUAUUGGCAGUGUAAACAGUUUCUUGAAAUUGAUUUUGUUACUCAAAACAUAUGGAUCUGUUUCGUACUUAUAGUAUGUCGAUUUUAAUCUUCAUAUUCUGUUUGCAAGAGAUGAUGGUGUAAAGCAGAUGGGGAAUUCUUAGCUUUUUCAUUGACGAAGAAUUCACUGAAAUUAUUGCACAUUUGAAGAAUUGAAAUCUGCAAAUGUCACUGCAGUAUCAAGGAAAGCAGGUUGAGGAGCUUAUCUACAACCUGGCAUACAUAGAAUUUCAAAUUUAUUUUCCGUACUUCAGAUACUCGUACUGUCUGCCCAAGCCAGUAAGAAAGAACAUGUGAGCCUGGCUACAAUUCCUGCCAGAGGACUGAAAUAGAAGUGCAAAGGCUUGUAACAUUGUUUAAGAAUUUUCUCGUGGGGUUCUAGGCAGGUAGAUUGGAAUUGCAAGUCCAGAAGCUCAUCGUACUGGCAGGGAAGGGGAUGGAAGAACAUGUUUGAAGGAAAUAGAUCUGUGUAUGUUCCCGCACCAGACUAGGAAAAGACUAAAUAUAAGUUGUACAGCUCCUUGAAGUUGGUGGUGGUCCAUUUUCAGGUAGAAUGCCAAGGCUAGGAAAUGGAGAGUGGAUGUACGAGAAAUCACACUGCUGUGGUGGAAAGACUAUGUAAAUGCUGCAGAAGGCAAAAUUUCUUGUUUGUUAAAUGGCAGCUAAAAUCUUUUACUGGGUAGGAUUUUACCCUUGUGGUUUCUGAUAGUUUUCUUUACUUGAUUGGUGGAGGUAUUUGCGUGUUUCGGGCAGCGCAUGGUCCGACUGUGCAGAAUUUCGCCGAUCAGAAAUGGAGAACGGAAAGCAGUAGAGACUGUUCUUCGGCAAAAUGAAUAUGGCUGAGCACACUCUCUUGAAGAGGAGAAGUCGUCUGUUAUAAAUAGAUCCUCUUUGUUGAACUCAUGUAACUAAAGCUUCUGCUGAUUUUCCUCACAUAAUAAAUGUCAUGCAGUCUUCUGAUGAAACAUACGGUGGAUUUGGUGUCCGUCAUAAAUGUCAUUCCAAGUAACAUUCUGUUGCCAUGUGCAGAACGCGUUUGCAUUGUUGUGCGUCAAGACUCUUUUAUGCCUUGGAUGUCAUUUGGUACUGUUGUGUCUGAGCCUAACUGAAUUAGCGUCUGCUAGUUUGCAAAGAAGUGCUCUUGUUGCUGUUGCUGUUGCUAUCUCUUCUCCUAAAAAAGGUGUUGGUUAAUCACUUUUAGGAUUGUUGAGAAAUAUACUGACAAUCCUUUUAAUAAUAAAGACAAUUGGUGAGAGUUCUGUUUGAA
This is a messenger RNA of Nicotiana tabacum (common tobacco), 4309 nucleotides long. The record is from RefSeq and is a predicted model, not a curated record. NCBI's taxonomy places the organism in Eukaryota, Viridiplantae, Streptophyta, Magnoliopsida, Solanales, Solanaceae.